CGCCAAAAAAUCCUUUAUGUUUUAUUUUUAAUCUUUGAGGCCUAACUGCAUUACGUUAUUUGAGGACGCUCUUAAUUAAAAAUCGUCUGUGAACGUCGUCAACGCGGUUUCACUCGAAAAUAGUCGCAGGCGGUCGCGAUAAACUUUCUUUUGCAUAAUACCAAUAAAAAAUACAUUUUGUGUGACAACCAUCGAUUUAGAUAAUUUAAUAUGCCAAGCUACGAAUUAGCAUUGAUUUUGCGGCAAAUGCCAAGGCCGGAACUGGUUUCGGUUUUGAAACGUACUGCUGAUGCCAUCUUUGACAAGGGAGGUAUAAUUCGUAAACUGGACAACCUCGGAACUCGACCCCUGCCGUCCAAAAUAAGUAAUCACGGUUUAGUUCAUCGAGCGGGUUCUUACUUCGUAUUUAAAUUUGACACUCCACCGGCGACUGUAGAAGAUUUGGAAGAGGAAUACGGUCGUGAUGUAGAUAUCAUACGACGGCGCAUCUAUAAAGCGGAUGCCGCAAUGCAGGAGCAAAUAACCUGUACGUUGCACGAAGAAAUGCAACCUCCAGCUUACCGGAAAGAAGUUCAAAAGAUGCUAGCCGUUGCUAACAAAAAACAAAAAAAGGGUUUCCAAUACAACAGCGGAUUGGAUUAUUAUCCGUUCCAGAAAUAGUUGGAGCGAUUUUUGUUACUGUAGGUUUUAAUAUAGAUUCUAUACAUUA
Messenger RNA from Uranotaenia lowii, 709 nucleotides. RefSeq names its product probable 28S ribosomal protein S6, mitochondrial (gene mRpS6). Gene Ontology annotation, cellular component: ribosome; mitochondrial small ribosomal subunit. The coding region runs from base 211 to 660 and encodes 149 amino acids. The record is from RefSeq and is a predicted model, not a curated record. Gene Ontology annotation, biological process: translation. NCBI's taxonomy places the organism in Eukaryota, Metazoa, Arthropoda, Insecta, Diptera, Culicidae. The transcript is spliced from 2 exons. Gene Ontology annotation, molecular function: structural constituent of ribosome; small ribosomal subunit rRNA binding.